UGAACACCGAAGUGAAGAAAUAUACGGUAAAAGUUGACGCAGUGACUUUAGCCGUCGGUCAAGACAAGGAGAGCUACGACGUCCUUCUUUCAGAAAAUGUCAGCCUUGACAAGCGGGGCGGUGCUUUAAACCAGAAGCAAAGUCUUCUGAUCCACGGCUCUCCAGCGACCCCCAGGCCUCUUCACAGAAAUGGGACCUCUCCCCUUUCACAUUUCCCCAAUCCCCUUCCUUCUCUUGGUCCUCCUACUGUCCGACCCUUGCACCUCCGCCAGGCCCACCGUUGUUGAGCGGGCGUCCGCCUCUCAGCUGACCGAGCCCUCUGGUAACGUCUCAGGGAGCGGCAAGCGGGCUUGUGCAGGCCACGUUGUGUGUAAACCGGGCAUACUUCUACCUGUGUGGUUGCCCCUCAACCCUCCACAGGGUGAGCGAGCAGGAAGGGCUGUCAUCUACUUCCUGUGUCUCAUGUACAUAUUCAUGGGAGUAUCCAUCAUUGCAGACCGUUUUAUGGCAUCCAUCGAAGUCAUAACCUCUCAGGUUAAACAGGUGACCAUCACCAAACCCAGCGGAGAGACAACAGUAACUACGGUGCGAAUCUGGAAUGAAACUGUUUCCAACCUCACACUCAUGGCACUGGGCUCUUCUGCGCCCGAAAUCCUGCUUUCUGUCAUUGAGGUAUGCGGGCAUAACUUCCAUGCGGGGGAGCUAGGUCCGAGCACUAUUGUGGGCAGUGCUGCCUUCAAUAUGUUUGUCAUUAUCGGUAUUUGUGUGUGGGUGAUCCCCAAUGGAGAGUCUCGCAAGAUCAAACACCUGCGAGUAUUCUUUAUUACAUCGUUCUGGAGUAUCUUUGCCUAUAUUUGGCUGUACCUUAUACUUGCUGUGAUAUCGCCUGGAGUUGUAGAGGUGUGGGAAGCUGUGGUAACUCUGCUGUACUUUCCUGUGUGCGUUCUACUGGCUUGGAUUGCUGACCGUCGCCUGCUCUUCUACAAGUACAUGCAUAAACGUUACCGUGCUGACAAAAGACACGGCAUUGUGGUGGAAAUGGAAGGAGACCCUGAACCCAAAGGCAAUGAUGUUAUCAUGGAUGGAAAGAACUCUGAUGACAUUUUGUGCCCUGCAAACCCCUCGAGUGUGACAGUGUCUGUACAAACAGCAAGUGAGAUUGACCAGAACCAAGAUGAGGUGGUCCGUAUCCUGAAAGACCUGAAGGAGAAACACCCAGACAAAAACCUUGACCAGCUUAUUGAAAUGGCCAACUACUCUGCGUUAGUUCAUCAGAAGAAAAGUCGAGCUUUUUACCGCAUCCAGGCCACACGCUUGUUAAUCGGUGCUGGAAACUUACUGAGGAAACACGCUGCUGAACACUCACGCCGCACAGGUGCCGCAAGUCAGGAAGAUGACAAACUCACAUGCUCUCAUGUUUGCUUUGAAAGUGGUCAGUAUCAGUGCACAGAGAACUGUGGGACUUUGAGUCUCUGGGUGGUUCUUGAUGGGGGCACUGGCCAGAACACUUUCUAUGUGGACUACUGCACGGAAAACGGUUCUGCCAAUGCUGGAGCGGACUAUGAAUUCAGUGAAGGAACCCUAAUAUUUAAGCCUGGGGAUACACGGAAAGAGAUAAUGGUGAAAAUUCUGGAUGACGACAUCUUUGAAGAGGACGAACAUUUCUUUGUUCGUCUUCAAAAUCUGAGGUUAGAGGAGGGCGGAGAUGAAGGGACAGAAUGUUCCCCCAAGGGAAGGCUGGUGGAGCCGCUGGUUGCCACUGUCACCAUCUUGGAUGAUGACCAUGCUGGCAUCUUCACCUUUGGUCAGGGGGUUCUGCGAGUGAGUGAGAGCACAGGAACGUUGACGUUGUCGGUGGUCAGGAAUUCAGGCUCUAGGGGUACCGUUUCUGUACCGUAUCACACAGAGGAUGGCAGUGCCAAAGCUGGAGUGGACUACGAAGAGGCCAGAGGGGAGCUGGAAUUUACCAAUGAACAGACAAGUCAGACCUUAAAAGUUCACAUUGUAAACGUGGAGGAGUAUGAAAAACAAGAAAGGUUCUUCAUUGUGCUUGAGGAGCCGAAAUGGCUAAAGCGAGGACUUUCUGGCUUUCCCACCCCUGAGGAGGAAGAGGCCAGGAGAAUCUCUGAAAUGGGAAAGCCCAUUCUAGGAGAGCACAGCAGGAUUGAGAUCAUUAUAGAAGAGUCCUGUGAGUUUAAGACUCCCAAUGGAGUGCUCGAUCAGAUGACUGUGGAUAAACUCAUAAAGGACACAAAUCUGGCUGUUGUGAUUGGCUCCCAUUCAUGGAGGGAGCAGUUCAUUGAAGCAGUGACCGUCAGUGCAGGCGAUAGAGACGACGAGGGACAAGAUCAGCCAGUGCCGAACUGCUUUGACUAUUUUAUGCACAUGUUGUGCAUUUUUUGGAAGAUUGUGUUUGCUUUUGUCCCGCCAACUGAAUAUUGGAAUGGGUGGGCCUGCUUUAUCGUGUCCAUAUCAGUCAUUGGUUUCUUAACAGCCAUCAUUGGAGACCUUGCUUCACAUUUUGGCUGCACAGUCGGCCUAAGAGACUCUGUAACUGCAGUCGUUUUUGUCGCUCUGGGGACUUCUCUUCCUGAUACAUUUGCCAGUAAAGUUGCUGCAACCCAGGACCAAUACGCAGACGCAUGCGUGGGGAAUGUGACUGGAAGCAAUGCAGUGAAUGUGUUCUUGGGAAUUGGUUUAGCUUGGUCUGUGGCAGCCGUCUAUUGGACAGCCAAGGGUCAGGUUUUCAAAGUGGACCCUGGUUCUCUGGCCUUCUCUGUCACGCUCUUCACCAUUUUUGCCUUCUUCGCAAUGGGAGUGUUGAUGCUACGCCGGAGGCCGUCCGUAGGUGGAGAACUGGGAGGCCCACGGAUCCCCAAAAUUGUGACGUCAAUGUUUUUGUUCGGACUGUGGUUCCUUUACAUCCUCUUCUCUAGCUUGGAGGCCUAUUGCCAUAUUCAAGGCUUCUAAGAGAGCAUAGUUGGAGACAAUAUUUGCACAAAUGUAUAACAUAUUCUCUUGAAAAAAGAGGAGACUCACUUGGAAAAAACCCACUAUCACCUGACAAACUGCUGCCAUGGUACAAAAAACACUUGAAUGGGACUCAGUCAUGGUAUAGAUCACCUUGACUAAAGAGCAUACAGUGUUACUAAAAAGAUGGGAACAUAAUGAAUGUCUUUUAUCUAAGAUUUCAUGCGAGGUUGAUGUUUUUUCGUCAUGAUUAUUGAAUCUAUUCACCCACUUUUUUCUUUUUUUUUUUUCUUUAGAAAUUAUUGAGACAAAUGUGUAUGUAAUGCCUCUACUAUGCAAUGUAUUUGAUUUAUUUUUAUCGUGACCUUCUGUAUUGGUUUGUUAUUCUCAAAAUAACAAACCAAUACAGUAUAUAUACCAGUUCAUGUAUAGUGGAACCUUUUCAAGUCGGACCCGUUUAUGUCGACAAUUCGUCAAAGUCGACAAGUCAUAGUCUAGUCGCGUUCUUCUUAUUAGUCAAUGUCGACAUACGGUUAUUGUCAACAUAAAAUUUCAUUUCUAUGAAAUAUUGGUCAGAGUAUGUCAAGAUUUAUUGUUUUUAGGCCAUUUUGAAAACUUAAUCUUUAUUAAGAUCAUGUUUUUCCAAAAGCUGAUUUUUGUUGUGGGCCAUGCCACCAAAUCAAUGCCGUUUGCUUGUUGAGAUUCUCUCAAAAUGAACUAAAAUAUUUUAUCAACUAUAUUAAAAAUUUAAUAAUACACAAAUUGAACUCUUCAAAAUGUAUAUGGGCCCAUCACAGGUACUGUAACUUUACAGUAUUUCAUAUUUGACAAGUUUCCUAAGUUGGAUAGGAUAUGAUAGACUUUUAUUUAUCCCACAGUGGGGAAGAUAUGUGGUUUCAGCAGAGAUUCAAAAAGGUAUUUAAUGUAGCGCAAAAGUCACAAAAGUGCCACCCCUCAAUGUGCAGUCCCAAAAGGGUUUAAACCAAAAGUUAAAAACAUAUAAAAACAAGACGGAAGCUUUAAAGAACACAAAAGAGGACAUAAAAAAGUAAAAAGCUGCCACUUCAGCUGCGCCAUGUUUACAUCCAGCAACAAAAGUAAACCGCAAUGAAAAACUAAAAAUGAGUAAUAAGUAAAACAUAUUGCACACAUACGAUUGCACCAUGCAUACAUAAAUAAUUAAACAAAACCACAAUCUUAACACCCAUACACACUGUGUUGGUGUAAAGUAACAGGACUCAGAUUAGGCUAAAAUUAUACUCCUCCAUCCCAGUCAUAGAUUAAGUCCUAAAAUUAAUUGAGUACUUUUGAUAUUCUAUAGGCUGUGACUUGUAGAAUAUUUAAUUUUUUCAGAUGGGUAAUGUGUUAGCGUAACAGGAGUGAGUGAAAACCCAGGAACAUGACAAAAGUGUGAAUUUUAACUUAAUUGUUUUUGUUAAAAAAAAAUACUUGGAAAAAAGAGUGACAUAUUUGUAAAAACAAUACACUAUCUGAAGGAUUUAAAUGAUUAUAUUUCAUGGUUAAGUCUCAUUUUAGGAAGCAAAAAAUGCUUGGCACUCAGCAUCAAGGGUUGGAAUUGGGGGUUAAAUCACCAAAAAUGAUUCCUGGGCGUGGCACCGCUGCUGCCCACUGCUCCCCUCACCUCCCAGGGUGUGAUCAAGGGGAUGGGUCAAAUGCAGAGGACAAAUUUCACCACACCUAGUGUGUGUGUGACAAUCAUUGGUACUUUAACUUUAACUUAACUUAAGUUAAUAAACAUUAUUUUUCCAGUGUUUAAUUGAGUUUAAAUUAAUCAUUCUAAUUGCAUUUAUUACCCGUGCAAUGCAGGAGGCUAUGUGAUCGCUGGGGUGGGUCUGUCAGUUAAUUAUCAAGAUAGCACAAAAGGUUAUGGGUGGAUUUUUUAAGGACAUUUUCAGGAAAUGUCCGAAAUGGCACAAUGAUUAGAUUUUGGGGGUCAUCCGAUUCAUUUCUACUACUGUACAUUACUUUACGUUCGUGUUACGAUCCUUAACUUCUCUUGUGUGUGUGUAUGCUAGUGCCCCUCUUUUUUGUCUUUUGUCUCUAGCCAAAGUCACAAUAAACACGCAAGAAACGUUGGCUGAUUUUGGUUACAACGACAUCUGCUUAUGUCGACAACUGCUUAUGUCGACCUAAACGGAUUCCACUGUAUGAUGAUAUGGAAGAGUAUGCAGAAACUGUACUGUCAUAGUUACCUUCAGCUCUGUCCUGUUAGAAUCAGACGUCAUGAGAGGGAAAAGCGGUAGAAAAUGGAUGGAUGAAUAGAGAUAAACUUCUUGUUUAAUAUAUUGCAGAAAUCACGAUCCAUUUCUAUUUGUUUCAAGUAUUAUUCUGCACCAAAAUGUGUCCAAUCUUAUUGUAAUGAACAUUAAUGAAUGUACUACAUGAAUCAAUAAUUACACAGGCAAUACAUUUAUUGGUAUCUAUUCGACACAUUGUACCUUUGAACUGCCAUGUGGUUUUACUGUGUUUAAAAUGAUCAUCCAUUCCUUUAUCUGUUUUUUAUAACAUUGGAAUUGAAUGUACAGUGUUUGUAAUUAUUGUAAAUGACCUAAU
Entelurus aequoreus (snake pipefish) is the source of this 5544-nucleotide messenger RNA. RefSeq names its product solute carrier family 8 member 2a (gene slc8a2a). Gene Ontology annotation, biological process: calcium ion import across plasma membrane; sodium ion transmembrane transport; cell communication. The record is from RefSeq and is a predicted model, not a curated record. Gene Ontology annotation, cellular component: axon; postsynapse; sarcolemma. Gene Ontology annotation, molecular function: calcium:sodium antiporter activity. Bases 190 to 2970 code for a protein of 926 amino acids. The transcript is spliced from 13 exons. Lineage: Eukaryota; Metazoa; Chordata; Actinopteri; Syngnathiformes; Syngnathidae.